GCCCACCCUCGCCUCGCUCUGGCUUGACACUCCAUUGAAGAAGAUGCAGAUCUUCGUGAAAACCCUAACAGGGAAGACUAUAACCCUUGAGGUUGAAUCCAGCGAUACAAUCGACAAUGUAAAGGCUAAGAUUCAGGAUAAGGAAGGCAUCCCUCCGGACCAGCAGCGUUUGAUAUUUGCUGGUAAGCAGCUUGAAGAUGGACGUACGCUAGCAGAUUAUAAUAUCCAAAAAGAGUCCACUCUGCACCUUGUUCUGAGGCUUCGCGGUGGGAUUAUUGAACCUUCUCUUAUGGCUUUGGCCCGGAAAUACAACCAGGAAAAGAUGAUUUGCCGCAAGUGCUAUGCGCGUUUGCACCCUCGUGCUGUCAAUUGCAGGAAAAAGAAGUGUGGCCAUAGCAACCAGUUGAGGCCAAAGAAGAAGAUCAAGUAAACAGGUGUUUGCAUUUUUGCAGUCAAGACACU
Molecule: messenger RNA, 462 nt
Organism: Solanum verrucosum
Lineage: Eukaryota; Viridiplantae; Streptophyta; Magnoliopsida; Solanales; Solanaceae
Product: ubiquitin-60S ribosomal protein L40
Exons: 5
Coding region: 44-430 (128 amino acids)
Biological process (GO): modification-dependent protein catabolic process; translation; protein ubiquitination
Cellular component (GO): nucleus; cytoplasm; ribosome
Molecular function (GO): structural constituent of ribosome; ubiquitin protein ligase binding; protein tag activity
Source: RefSeq, a predicted model, not a curated record